AUGUUGACCGACCCCUGCGACUACCCAGACUGCUCGGCUUGGGCUUUGCCCGUCGCCGGCGACUGCGAGCGAUGUCGCAAGCACUUGUGCACUCAUCACAACCUUCCUCCUACGCAUCUCUGUGGAGAGAUUGGUUGGACCUAUGAGGGUCAAAUGAGUCCUCUGGACCAAGAGAACGCACGAAUGCAGACUAGCCUCAACGACCUCGGUAUCGAGCGCUCAGCGCUUGAGCUCCGACCCGGACAUACCUUGAAGCCUAUCUGUCUCGUGGUCGACUCUCUCCCCCGGGGCAUGUUCAAUAUCAUCGUUCCCAUCGAAUUCGAUGAUGGCGUCAAGUGGGUCGCGCGCGUCCGCCGGAAGACGUUCUUCCAGCUUCCUUCUCGGGUCGUGCGAAUGUGCACGCAGGGGGAGAUUGAUACGAUGAAAUGGCUGGCUAGGGUGGACGCAGCGCCAGUGCCUAAGAUCGUUUCGCCUUUGUACACUCACGGUGAUACCGACUUCUACUUCAUGGAGAUGAUAACCGGUACAUCUUUCCCGGACCCACUGCCCACUGGUGAUGACCGCCUCUCCCUCAUCCGGACUACCAUUUGGGACUACGCCAAGAUCAGCAUCCGUCGCUCGCUGCAUCCCCUCCGGCUGGUCGGCACCCUCUAUCACGACCCCAUCGCAGACGCCUUCUCCGUUGGACCCCAUCUCAACUUCUUUAUCCCCAACCAGGCUAUCCCCCACUUCCCUGGCCCUUGGAAGACCACAGCGCAGAAGUACGCUCAACGCUUCGACGACAUAUUGGCGGAUAUUCGGGCGGGCACACUCUACCCAGACGAUCGGGAGCAGGCGUUCCUCGUCCACAGAUGGAUGAAGGAGGUCGUUGUCGCCUACCCUCCUUACCAGCACGAGGAAGAUACUUUCAUCGUCCACGAGGAUUCUAAUGCCGGGAUGAUCAUGGUGGAUGUGGAGGGGAAGAUCACCGGGUUGAUUGAUUGGGAACGCGCAUCGGUUGGAUCCAAGGUCGAAGCAUUCGCAACGCCCGCAGCCUUCGAGGACCGGUCCCUCAUUCUCACCGGAUCGAACGACCUCUCCUUUGCCGAGGUCGAGCUCGUCACAGCGUACACCGAGCUGGGGAGACCCGAUCUCGCGGAGUGCAUCGUGCUCGGGAAACCGUUUCAAUGGCUUUCGAUGAUCCUGGGGGCCGAAGACUGGAAGCUGUACAAAUAUCUGAAGGCGUUGGGGGUGUCGCUGGGCCUAGAGAUGGAGGACAGUAUGGCCGGAUUUCUCGAAGUGCAGAAGGGGAAAUACGAGGAAGAGCUGGGAUUUCUGGGAGGGCAAGCCUAG
Messenger RNA from Dioszegia hungarica, 1332 nucleotides. RefSeq lists its product as uncharacterized. The record is from RefSeq and is a predicted model, not a curated record. The coding region runs from base 1 to 1332 and encodes 443 amino acids. The transcript is spliced from 5 exons. Lineage: Eukaryota; Fungi; Basidiomycota; Tremellomycetes; Tremellales; Bulleribasidiaceae.